Eucalyptus grandis is the source of this 1456-nucleotide messenger RNA. RefSeq lists its product as uncharacterized. The record is from RefSeq and is a predicted model, not a curated record. Lineage: Eukaryota; Viridiplantae; Streptophyta; Magnoliopsida; Myrtales; Myrtaceae. The transcript is spliced from 3 exons. Gene Ontology annotation, cellular component: endoplasmic reticulum. Bases 81 to 1208 code for a protein of 375 amino acids.
GAAAUCUGACACGCUCCGAAAACACACGACACACCCAGAGAGAGAAUCAAACAAUCAACAGGCACUGAUCCAACGCAGCCAUGAAAGCGCUUCUCUCAGAUUCCUCGUCGUCGUCGUCGUGGUCUUCGUCGGUCACUCCGAAAUCAGGGACCACCAGCGCCAACACAUCCUCCACGCCGAUCCGGGACGACGGAGCCGCCAAGGCCGGGGACAGCUGCUACUUCCCCGGAUGCCGGAAGGACGCCAACUGCGACUGCGAGAUGUGCUUGGCCAGCAUCAACGCGACCCUCGAUCUCUUGCCCGCCAGCGUCCAGAAGAGCUCCUUCACUAAGCUCUCCCCUUCCUCGCAGGCGAUGGCGCGGCGUCGUGCCCCAGUGUCCUUCGACUCGGCCGUUCUGUCCACCCCGGGGUCGAGUGUCUCGAAGACGGUGGACAGUCUGCCAAGCUCGGAAUCAGCUGAUGCGUUGCGUGAGGGGAAGGAGAUGGGGAAGAAGAAGAAGAAGGUGAAGCUGGAGUCGGGGUCGCGGCGGGAGAAUAGGUUUCUGUGGUGGGCUUUGUGUUUCAUGAUGAUAUUCAUGGCGGAUUUGGGGCUUCGGUGGGUGGUCUCAGCUGCUGUAAGGCCCAAGCUAUCGAGUGAUGCGGUGAGGCAGAUUGGUGUGGAGUCUCGGAGAGUAAGUGAUGUGAUUUGGAAGAUCAGGUUUUUGCAGGGAGAGUUGAGGGGUUUGGUUGAAGGGAGGGUUUUAAAUUGCAGUGACCAGAACUCUGCGUGGAAGAUCAGUCAGGGUGGUCUGCUAUUGAAUUCUAGGUGCACACUGUACAAAUCGAUGGCGGAAGAGGUGAGCAUAUGGGGAUGGCCUUUGCAGACCGCUGGGCUUCUCACAACCGGCGCGUCUUCGAGAUCAUUCACAGUCAUCAGAGGCAGAGUCACAGAGUGGAGCAAUGGAAACAUGGGCUAUAUCAUCCGAAAGGUAACUAGUUCUUGGGUGCACGGAAAAUGGUCUGCGUCUGUUGUGCAGCUUGAUCCUGGUACUUUGAUUCUGGAGUACAAAAGGAGCUCGAUAUUGGAUGAGUCGGGAUUUCUAAUGAAAGCACUGGAGUUCUUGAAGUACCAGAUGACGGUAGCAAUUGGACGAAUGAAUCGACGGCUUUGGUAUUUACCUGCUUUCGAGGACCAUCCUGGGCAGAUCAGAGCAAAAGUCCCAACUUGAGGAGCUUGUGUGCGGCAGAAUGCUUCGGUUCUAGAGUCUCAUCCCUUAUGAGAAACUCUUUUGGUUUUUCUGCGCAGCAUUCACAUGGUGAAAUUAAUAGCUCUUGAUUUUGACUAUUCUUUUGUUUUCUAGCCUGUGCUUUGAACAGCAUAAGUCCGAACAAGUUUUAGAUAACGACUGUACUUAUGCGACACAGCAAUUGUAAAGUUUUAGUAGCUUUGAAGAGCUAAGUUCUGAUUGCCAUGUUA